Molecule: messenger RNA, 468 nt
Organism: Helianthus annuus (common sunflower)
Lineage: Eukaryota; Viridiplantae; Streptophyta; Magnoliopsida; Asterales; Asteraceae
Exons: 2
Coding region: 118-453 (111 amino acids)
Source: RefSeq, a predicted model, not a curated record
CAUAUCUCUACCUCUUUGUCUCUCUCAUAACCAAACACACACAUACUCAGCAGCAAGAACUUCAAAUUCAACACACACCUAUGCUUCCUCCCUCAUCUCACCGGCGACCGCAGCCGGAUGUCAGCCGGUACUGCGGCGCCCAGCACCUUCGGCGAACCCCCCAAAAACCCACCGAGCUACCUCGUUUCCGUUCACCGGCGACUUCUCCGUCACACACCACCAUCCUCCUUCUCCCCGGUCACCGACAACCUCACCCUACAACCACCUCCUCCCUAUUUUUUUUCCGAGCACUCGGUGUCUCCCUCUCAUUUCUGGUCAGGUCAAAACGCGGGAGGAAUCGGCAACGAUCGGCGCCGUCGCCACGGCGGCGGUGGCGGUGAGCUUCCGACGUCAAGCGAAGAGAGAGACAGAGACGGUGGCGGUGAUCAGUUCUCCCGAUUCAACAAGGCUUGAGUCGUCUUAGACUCA